Centropristis striata (black sea bass) is the source of this 9653-nucleotide messenger RNA. RefSeq names its product discs, large (Drosophila) homolog-associated protein 2a (gene dlgap2a). NCBI's taxonomy places the organism in Eukaryota, Metazoa, Chordata, Actinopteri, Perciformes, Serranidae. Gene Ontology annotation, cellular component: glutamatergic synapse; postsynaptic specialization. The record is from RefSeq and is a predicted model, not a curated record. The transcript has 13 exons. Gene Ontology annotation, molecular function: molecular adaptor activity. Gene Ontology annotation, biological process: signaling. Bases 405 to 3422 code for a protein of 1005 amino acids.
GCAGUGGAUGGUCCUCAACGGUGUGUGCGCUCGCAACUCGUCUCAGUGGAGGAGAUCUGAGCAUCUCACUGUCAUUUUUCCCACCCUUCUUUAGCCCUCGUUCUUUUGCCGCCCAACCCCUACCUGUCAUCAGAGGCUCUGGAUAAAUGUGAGGGAAAAGUCAUAGGAUAGAGAGAAGGGAAGAGCUCAGGAAGUGUUUAAUCCAACAUCUCUUGCACAUAUGACUGUGUUAUGUUCUGCUGUCUCCGGGUGACAGAGAAGCUUGCGCUCUUAGAUACCUCCUGCUUUUAGAGUCGGUGCCAGAAUCACAGUGCACACUGUGUGGUGAACCAGAAGACCAGCAGUAUUCAUGGUCGCCCUCGCAGUAUUUCGAUGAGGACAGCUACUCCCCUCCACCCAGGAACAUGAAGGGUCUCUCUGGCGGCCGCCCUACCCAGCUCCAGCUUACCUCCCCCACCUCCGCCCACACCUGUGGCCUCGCUGAAUGCGACCAUUCCCUAGACCAUCAAUUCCACCAUGGUAAUUCACGGCCCCCUUCCUACCUCCUCAGCCCCACAGAGAGCUGCCCCCUUGAGAGUCACCACCGCUGUUCCCCGCGGAGCUCCAUCCACUCCGAGUGUAUGGUGAUACCGGUGUCCAUGUCGACGACCGACCACUCCAUCUCUAGUAGCACUUUCCCUCGCAUGCACUAUGGCAGCGCUUCGGACUCCCGAGAUGACGGUGGCUCAUCCUCGCACGGUGGCAGCGGCAAAAUGAACCGUAUCCCAGCAAACCUCCUGGACCAAUUUGAGAAGCAGAUGCCGCUGCAUCGGGACGGCUUCCACACGCUGCAAUACCAACGCACCUCCACCACAACCACGACCACAGAGCAGCGCAACGAAAGCCCCGGGCGAAUACGCCACUUAGUCCACUCUGUACAGAAGCUAUUCACAAAGUCGCACUCUCUAGAAGGUUCCUCCAAGAUGAACGGUACCAAAAGCGACUCACACCGGGACAGCUCACACCACCACCAUCACCACCACCAAGGCCACCACAAACACAGCAAACGCAGCAAGAGCAAAGAACGUAAAUCUGAAGGCAGCGGGAAGCAACGCUCUGGAGGUUGGUGGAGUUCGGAUGACAACCUGGACAGUGAUAGCACGUACAGAACACCCAGCGUCAUGUCACGGCAUCCUGUGGACCACAUCAGCCACUGCUACCCUGACUCGAUGCACGGCCACCUAGCUGGAGACCUGUCGCUAAAGACCUCCAAGAGUAACAAUGAUGUUAAGUGUUCAGCCUGUGAGAGCAUAAGCAUGGCGCCAGAGGGAAAGUUCAUGAAGAGGAGCUCCUGGUCUACGCUGACGGUCAGCCAAGCCAAGGAGGCCUACAGGAAGUCCUCACUCAACCUGGAGAAGCCCAUGACACCCACUGACCUCAAGCCCAACCUCAGGCCCUGCCACUAUCUACAGGUGCCCCAGGAUGACUGGGGGGGUUAUCCUGGCGGUGGAAAGGAUGAUGAGAUCCCUUGUCGUCGAAUGCGGAGCAGCAGCUAUGUUAAAGCCAUGGGGGACGAGGAGAGCGGAGAGUCGGACUCCAGCCCCAAGACAUCGCCUCAGAAGAUGGUGCGGCCCGACGCCCUGGUCAAGGCCAUCAUCAGACCCAGGGACCUGCUGGACUCCCAGAGUCAGAGCUACCACUUGCAAGCCACCAGGGACAUGCACCCAAGCAUUGCCCUGGAUCCCUCUGCCAACUACAACUCCCCCAAGUUUCGCUCCAGGAACCAGAGCUACAUGCGGGCAGUCAGCACCCUCAGUCAGGCUAGCUGUGUUAGCCAAGUGAGUGAAACCGAAAUAAAUGGCCAGUUUGAAUCUGUGUGCGAGUCGGUGUUCAGUGAGGUGGAGUCCCAGGCCAUGGAGGCUCUGGACCUGCCUGGCUGCUUCAGAACCCGGAGUCACAGCUACCUGCGAGCCAUCCAGGCCGGCUACUCCCAAGACGAUGAAUGCAUCCCCCCCAUGGCCUCCACUGUCACCUCCACCAUCAGGUCUACCACAGCCAUCAACUACACACCCAACUACAAGAAAGCCCCUCCUCCAGUCCCGCCCCGUACCACCUCCAAACCCCUCAUCUCGAUCACGGCUCAGAGCAGCACCGAGUCCACCCAGGACGCCUACCACGAGGGGAGGCACCCUCAUGGUGGGAUGUGGGCUCCAGACGGCCUCACCCUGGGGCUGAACCCCGGCAGGGCCCUCUACAACUCCACCGACAGUCUGGACAGCGCCAAGGCUGUGACCAUAGCCAUGGAGGCGGCCGGAGUGAUGUCUGGAAAAAGACACCCGUCCACAGACAGCCACAGCUCGGUGCUCACCUGUGACAAGGCCAUCCUGGUGUCCAAGGCUGAGGAGUACUUGAAGACCCCUCGGUCCUCUAUAGGCAUACAGGUGGAAGCAGCCACAGACUCUGAAUCUGAAAGCAAAGGUUCGCGGGAGUACCACUCUGUUGGGAUCCAGGUGGAGGACAACAAGAAAGGACAGGCCAGGUUCAAACGCUCCAACAGUGUGACCGCAGCUGUGCAGGCUGACAUGGAGCUGGAGGGCUUCCCUACCAUGGAGGACAAGGGCCUGCAGUUCGGUGGGGGUUUCCAGCGUCACUCAGAGCCCAGCACGCCCACCCAGUAUGGGGCUGUGCGAACCGUACGUACCCAGGGGCUCUUCAGCUACCGAGAGGAUUACCGUACCCCGGCUGAACCCCCCAGCCCCAGGGAGACCACCAGUGAGACCACUUGGCAGCUGGAACCCCCCUCCCCACGGGAGAACGCAGCCUCGUCGGGCGAGUCCGGCAGGGCGUCCCCCUCCCUGAGGAGGGAUGGGAGUUGGUUCAUGCAGCUGCUCCACACAGAGACCAAGAGGAUUGAGGGCUGGUGUAAGGAGAUGGAGGCAGAGGCUGAAGAAAAUGACCUGUCAGAGGACAUCCUAGGUAAAAUCCGAAGUGCAGUGGGAAGCGCUCAGCUGCUCAUGUCUCAGAAAUUCCAGCAAUUCUACUGGCUGUGUCAGCAAAACCUGGACCCCAGUGCCAUGCCGCGGCCCACCUCUCAGGACCUGGCUGGGUUCUGGGACCUACUGCAGCUCUCCAUCGACGACGUCACCAUGAAGUUUGACCAGCUGCAGCAGAUUAAGAACAACAACUGGAGGCCAUUAGACAGCCCAGAGAAGAAGGUGGGGGUUCAGCUCUGCACUCCACCAGCUCCCGUACCAAAGAAGACAGUUCGGCAGAGGAGUAUGGUGACGCGGGAGAAAUCCCUGGACCUCCCAGACAGGCAGCGGCAGGAGGCUCGGCGGCGGCUCAUGGCAGCCAAGCGGGCAGCCUCCUUCCGGCAGAACUCAGCCUCGGAGCGAGCAGACAGCAUCGAGAUCUAUAUUCCCGAGGCUCAGACUAGACUUUGAGAAGAUUGGGUCCGGGGCCGACACGUGUCCCUGCUCCCACUUUCAAACAACUUUAAAACUAGCCUUUUUUCUAGACUGCUACUCUCUCUACUCUUCCUUUAUCCAUCUGUUGUCUGAUCUCGAAAGCCAUCCUCAGUGCCCAUCGCCAACACCAUUGGUCUGUAGGAUGUGCCAAGCCUCUUCUCCCAUUGCCAGAAUAAGUGUUAGCAGAAAUGUAUGUCUGACAUGGGUUGGUUGGGUUUCUCCUUGGUUUGCUGGUGAUCGUGAUACCCAGCCUACAAGCUCUCUCAUCCAAUGUCUUGGAUGGGUACGUCUGUAGUUUUUCAGCAUUUGCAAAGUGCCAUUUAAAAAGUGCAGCUUUGAAAACCUACCAGCAACCAAGCCUUUGAGCUAAAAUGAGUAAAUGAGAGAAAUUAUAUUUAUUUCAAGUUGUUCAAAAAUGGUCAAAGUUAAGUAACCCUUCAGUAUUUUUCAAUAAUUUAAGGUUACAUUAUGACUCUUUUUUGUUUUCUCUGGUCUUUUUGGGGGGCAAAUGUUAAUUAUAAGCAAAAUAUCACAAAAUUGUUGUAAGUUCAAAAACUUUGAAAAGUGCCAAUGCUUGAAAUACCUCAACUAUGUGCAUGUGGCACUGAUCACCCAUUCAAGGUUAUUCAGGCAGCCCUUAUAAGCUCUGGACUGGUCAGUGUUGAAAAAUGCAGCUUUCUACUCAAUCUGGUUGUAGUCAAGCAUUUUCUUGGUCUGGAUUGGUGGAAGAAUGACAUCUGUCAGCUCAUUAACAUGCACAUUUCAAACAACUUUGCUAUAUAUCUCAUGUUCCUGUUGCCAACUUUCAAAUAUUGACAUUUACUUGAAGCUGAAAACAUGCAAGUCUUGUGCCAACAUUUUCAUUAUGUCAAUGCAGUAGAAAAAAAUAUGAAGGUUUGUGUAACUCCUUAGAUCAAAAUGUGUAGACAAUGCACUUAUGCACUUAUUACAAUUCUCUCUAUUUCCAAGGGAAAUGUACAUACCCAAGUUCACAAUAGUACUGUUGUAUUUUUUAAUUGUGAGCGGGAAGAAUAUUCAUCUAGUUAUUUUUUUUCCCUCAUGUCCACUUCUUGCCUGCCCUCUCCGUUGGUUCUGACAAAUCUAGAUUUGUUGCAUAUACCGUGGCUUGAUCACACACACACACACACACACACACACACGAAACCUCUUUACUGCUAUGUUUUCAUCGAAUAAACUUCUCUCAGGCCCUUUCAAGUAGCGCCCUCAGCCACAGUUAAUGAGGAGUGAUAGAAAAACUGCCAAAACAUAAACAAAAUAUCUGCAUAUUAGUUUCAUUAAUCCAAGAAGUGAUUUGUAAUCUUCAUAUUUCUUGAAAACUUCUGUGUUGUUCAAAGUCUCCUGAAGCAGUAUGAUAACUGCAUUCGCUCCCUCUAGGAAAGACGUAGAAAUAAUGAAACAAAAGUGGGGCAAAGGCACUCCAGAGGGUUGCAAGAAGCAAGUCCCAAAUAACUAAAACUUUGUAAGUCUGUUGAAAGAAAAUACAUGAGGAAUAGGGUAAUUUUAACUGUCUGUGAAUAUGAAGACCAGUGUGUGAUACUUUGUCACAUGAUGUAGUUAGCUAGAUAUUGUUUGCCUUUGAUUACCAUCACAAUGUGGAGUUGUACCAAUUGCACUAGCUCUUCAUGUUAGCUUUGUUAGCUUUGUUAUAGCAAGUGUUUAAUGCUAAGUGGAUAUUUUUACAUUAAAUUAAAACGGGUUGACCACACAAACAAAGUCUGUAGAUUAGUUGAUAUGAAAUACUUUAACUAACUGUUACCCAGCUAACUGAACCUAAGCUAGUGUUAGCCUGCUAAUAUAUAGCUAGAAUUUGAGGAGUUUAUUUGACAUAUCUAACCUGACACUGCAUCAAACUGUUUUUAAUAGUGAUGUAAACUGUAAAGAAGUUGAAUUACAUUUGGUUAAAAUAACACAACACGCCUCAAAUUACAUAAAAGUAUGCUAAUACCAUACAGGCUAAAUGACCGUUAGCAUAAUCAUUCGAAACGGCACAAAUACUGCUAACUCUGAAACGCAUAUUUCUAAUUUAAAUGCUUGCUAUCACAAGUCGUAGACGUUUUUAUGGUGUAACCUGAUUUAGUAGAUCACUUAUCUGAAAGUAGCCAGUAGUUAAGAAGUAGUUAAAGGACUUAACAAACAACUUAGUGGUGAAUUUACAAAUACCAGGUGCAACCCAAUUAUAGUACAUGAGGUGAAAGUGGAUAAUGGAAUUAUGAGUGCUUGGAGAAGAGUCUCUAGUGGUCAUAACAUUUACUUUCAGGUAGUUAUAAGUAAAAUUUCUCAUAUAAGUAAAAUCAUCUUGAGGAAAAGCUAAAAUUCUGCUGCUCUUUAUUGCCACGUUUUGGUGCCAGAACAUCAGUCUAAAUUGCGUUGCCAAUAUUAUAUUCAAAUCACUGACCUAAAAACUGAAGUCUAUUGGUAAAAAUGUUAGAUAAUCAUUGAACUAAAUGGUGCUGCUUUUCAUUUAAUAAAUACAGUACUAGACAAACAAUCAAUGCAACACAAUGCACUGUCAACUGUCGAUACAUCACACAAAAAUCUAUUUUUAUGACUUUUUGGUUGAGUGAUUGUGCCAGUGUUCAUUAUGGGUAGGGCAGUGGAGAUUUAUCAUAUCGCAGCAACAAGUACAUUUCUCUGAAAAUGAACAUUUUGUGUGUACGUGUGUGUUUUGUUGAUAUGUGUGCAUGCAUCUUGUUUUUGUAGCACAGUGCUGACACAUUCAGAAAAGAGGGGGUGAAUCUGGGGUCAGUGUGGCUUGAUUUCCCUAUUAGUACCCAACAGUGGCCUGACCUACAUGUCUGACACACACACAAAUACACAGUCAUCAGCACGCGGUUGAAACACAUUUUGGAUAUAAAAACAUACCAUAUUAUUUACCUUUUUUUGUUCUAAAAAUCCCAUUUUUAAUCCAUAUGCAGGACUCUUAUUGAAUGGCCACGUAUACUGUAGAUGUGUUUUACCCUAAUUUGUUACAAUUGUUCCAACCAACCUUUCAUUACACCAGAAUGCAUGAGUUUAGUUGUCAUAAAUUCUUGUAGCAGAGCUCAGACAAUACAUUUCAGAGAGCUAAGAUUCAGUCCAACAAAUCAAGUAACCAAAGUCAGCAGUCGAGUGUUUUAAAAAAUGCAGUGCAAUACUUCAGUUAAAGAUUGGGCUAAGUGUUAGAUUACAUACUUAAUACUUCUGCUGGGUGUUUUUUAUGCAGAGGCAGGGACCUUUAACAGUAUGACAGUAGGUUUCUGGAAAGCGUCCGGGCGUACGAUGCCAGGCAGUUGGCAAAGCAGAGACGUUCCCCUGCUGUUGCCACAGUGGCAGGCAGACUGGAGAGAGACAGACUCGGCCUGACAUAUGCUGGCUUAGAGGAGACGAGAGCUCCGCACUGAGCCUCAAACUGCUGGUGUUGUAUGCUGUUGUGUCGCUGGAAGGCUGUUCUGUGAGGAUCGCUCGGCGCUGUGCUGGGUGCUUUUCAGCCUGCCUUUGACUAAGCAAAGCAGCUUAUGUAAGAUUUCGGGUCCUUGGUGAGAUCAAGCAAACAGCCUCAGAGGCCCGUCAAAGCUUGUGUUGAUAAAUGUAUUGCUGAAUAGUGGCCUAUACUGUAGAACUUAAGCAUCAGCACUACACGUGUGUCUAUCAAUCUGUGCUCGGCUUGUUUCUCUGAACGCUGUCAUUGAAACAACAGAGGAGUUUCUCUCUUAUGCAAAUUGAUUAGGGCUGUGAAGUGUAUCCACCACAUUGGUUCAGUUUGAGGCUUAACUCUUGCUCCACCAAGGGGCAUUUACACUAUUGCAUUAAACUUUUUUUUCUCCGAAUUAAACCAUGUCAAACAUAUUCAAAUUCCAACCCUGUUUUCUUAAAAUUAUAUUCCCAUACAAUAAAACUGAAUUCUCAUUUAAGUUUCGAGGGAAACAUACUAUUUCCUGGAUAACGGUGGCAGUUUUAAACACAUGGUUAACAUUGUGAAUUGAAACAAAACUACUUGGGUUAGGUUUUGGAACAGAUAAAGCGAUAACUUUGUUACGUAACCUGUUUCUACGUAACAUACAUGAGCAAAAAAGAUUAAUAUUGGUUUCACAGCAGAGGUCGCAAACAGUGGUCACCUGGGAGAGAGUCUGUGUUUGAUUGAAGUGCUGGUUAAAGUGUGUUUUACAUUUAUUACAUAACUUAUGUUAGCAAAUUUAGUCAAUGUUGGUCACCAGACAUGAACAGCACGGUAUGGUUGAAAUAAGUAUGUUUGUUAUAUAACUUCGAUUCGCAAAACAAGUCAACAUAGAUCUAGAACAAGAACAGAGCUGUUCUUGGUGAAAGUUCGGUGUUUGUUUGACGUAUGUUUGUUAAGUAAUUGAUUAAAAUAAGUACAUAUUUACAAAACUUAUGUUAGCACAACACAACCCGAUUCCAAAAAAAGUUAGGACACACACAUAAUAAAAAAGGAAGGCAAUGAAGGCUACGUUCAAUUGAACACAGUACAAAGACAAGAUAUCUAGUGCUGAAACUAGGAAGCUUUCAUUUUUUUGUAAAUAUAUACACUCAUUCUGAAAUGGAUAUAUUCUGUGGGGGGUUUUUGCACAGCAUCCCAACUUUUGGAAUGACGGUUGUAAGUCCAUCCAUCCAUACCAAACUAUGGACUUAUUUUUGAUUGGUCAACAACAAACAUAGUCCGGCAGAAAAUACUUUCCCUUCCUAACAUAAUUGACAAUGCAGUUUCACCUUAUGGGAACUUAAUUUUGGGGAGACUGCAAAUUGUAUAGUGGCAUCAGUUUAAGAAGUCACCAGAAAGCAGAAAAUCUUGGAAUUUGUGCAGUGGAGACACAGACUUUACUACAUCUACAGUUUCAGUAACAGAUAAGAACUAGGCUCUCAGAACGAAUACAUUUAUUUUGAAAACCAUUCCCUUUUAGGAAAAAGUAUCACCUUGAGGCUCUCUCCGAGCCAUUUUCUAACCUACAAAGAAAAUCUCUCUGCUGUAAUGGCUGGGUCAAGUUUGUCUCCCAGUGAAAAUCAUUUUCUAUCUAUGAAAAGUUUUGAACCUUUUCACUCAUUUUGUCCAACUAGGACGAACACACCCAAACAGACAUAAGGGUCUCCUGUUACAGAUCUUGUACGUCCUUGAACUUUUUCUCAGUUGGUGUUUUACAUUGGAUCCCUUCAGUGGACAUACACUUGUGUGGUGUGCGAUUGUGUGAAACUGUGAGCAAUGGAGGAUUCAGUGGUGAUUCAUCUGUGGUGAAAUUCUGGUAAUUUAACAGCUAGUCACCCACCAAAACCUUGGGAAAACCCCAAGGGCAGAAAAUUGCACCGGUGUCUCAUUUAAUGUCAUGAGGGCAGCAAUUAACUACAAGUGCCAUCUUUUUUGACUUAUCCAGCAUACUGUAAAAUCAUUACAGCCACAUUAUCCUUCAUCGAUUUUAUGUAAGCAAAUCAUUCCUGCCAUCACCUACCUUUUCCCAUUUCCAAUCACAUAUUUCUAUCAUUUCAGCUCGACAUCUGUGGCCUCACUUCUGGUACGACUGUCUGCUUUUAACUCUAGAACCCGUGAUGUGAAAUAUUUCAAGGGGACUUUUUUCGUAACCAUGCAGUGGAAAGAGCAUCAGACUCACUGAGAUACAACACUUCCUUGAACUUGGAAUGUGAAACCACUCUAUAAUUACUAGAUAAAAAUGAAAAAGGUAGUCGUUUAGCUAAAACUAUUUUCAUCUCUUGUAUAUCAUAUCUAUAGUGAGGAUGAAUAUAAUGCCAAAUAUUCAUUAUUUGUAAAGAAAUAUAUAUAUAGAUAUAUAAAUAUAUAAUAUAUGCUUCAUUGAAACAUCACUAUUUUCUGCAUUUGCUCAUGUUUUGUUGUCAUUUUUACUUUGUUAUGGUUAUUUUAUAAGCUGAUAUGAUGGCAUGCGAAAUACUGUUUCUGAAUGUAGGCUUAUUUAUUAAUUUUGUUUUGUUAAAGAUUAUGACACUGUCCCACUGAUAUGUUAUGUAUUUAUUUAAGUCAAUCACAUAUGCAUUUCUCAAUGUGUGUUAUUUCAGUGCAAGUUACAGUAUCAUUGGGUUAUUUUUGUAUUAUUUGAGUAGUUUGCAACAACAUAUGCAUUUUCCCUUCAUUCUUUCCUAGCUGAGCUAUUGAAAGAUUUUUGCCUAUUUGAGUAGUUUGAUCAUUGCUGAGGUCAUCCAGUGUAAAUAAUUCUGCAAUUAAAUUUU